This is a messenger RNA of Pyrgilauda ruficollis (rufous-necked snowfinch), 2743 nucleotides long. RefSeq names its product lymphatic vessel endothelial hyaluronan receptor 1 (gene LYVE1). Gene Ontology annotation, molecular function: hyaluronic acid binding; transmembrane signaling receptor activity. Lineage: Eukaryota; Metazoa; Chordata; Aves; Passeriformes; Passeridae. Gene Ontology annotation, biological process: cell adhesion. Bases 1008 to 1961 code for a protein of 317 amino acids. The transcript is spliced from 7 exons. The record is from RefSeq and is a predicted model, not a curated record. Gene Ontology annotation, cellular component: plasma membrane.
UCAGAAACCCAGCUAUUUAUUAGUCUUCAUGGUAGGAAAUAUUUAGCAGUUCAAGGUAAGCAUUUUCAAUGGAAAGAUUUUGUUUAAUGUUCUCAGUAUUUUACAGCCACAGUCUAUAGUCCAUGAGAGUUACAGAAUAGCUAAUAAUUAGUUUCUGCCUCUACCUUGUAAAUGCCAGUGAAUCCUCUUACAACCUUCAAGUGAGAGCUAAAUCUGAUUGCGGUAUCUGACUUUGCCAUGGCUUUGCAGGGGCAGGUAAGUAGAGCACAACAAGGGAGGGAACAGAAAUUGGGGCUAGAACUUUGUCUAAAGAUCUCAUUGAGUUUUACCAAAUUCAUUUCCAAACUACAACCCAAACACAACCCAAUUUUCGUUUCAUCACUGCUGAUGGAGACAUGAUCUCACUGACCCCCAGCAUUCUCUUCAGGCCCUGUCUGUGUUACAGAGCACCAUCUAAUAACCCUGUCACAUGCUGCUGCAGGAGAUGUGCUUGUGCCCCAUUAAAAGUUAAUGCUAUCUCAUAUAUUAACUGGGGACUUUCUAAAUGCAAACCACAGUUUAAAGAGGUAACUUUACACUGUUACACUUGAGUUUAUAGGACUCUGAAAACAGUCUGGAGACACCGGACAUCUAAAAGUUUGCUGAAUCACAAGUUGAACAUGAUGUAAGAAAGUCAUACUGUUGCAAAAAUAAAAAGACUGACACCAUUCUGAACUGUAAAGCAGCCGUGCUUUGUGAAUCAGCAGCAGUGACAUUUUCCAGCAAUCCCCACAUGAAAGCCAGUGGAAAGGGUGAUGAGGGAUUUCCGCUCCGUGACCUCGCCCUGCAGUGGGACAGUCACCGCACUGGCUCUGCCAUUCUUUCUAUGAAGCACUGCAGUGACAGCUGAAGUUGCUUUCCAGAAGUCAUCUCAUCAUCUGACAGCAUCCAAUACCUUAACUUUCCUUAGCCCAGGAGACAAACUACCUUGAAUUUCCUACUUUUCUGAGUUUUCCAAGCUGGUGGCAAUGGCAAAUUAUUUUGGAGUUACCUCAAAGGUGUCCUUCAUCUGGGUUAUGACAUUCCUGGCUCAAAAUUACUUUGUAACAGGUUCCAUUAAUUCACCUUGCAGGAUCAAGGGUAUAGGAAUUUAUCUUGAUCAGAAAGCGAAUUUCUCAGAAGCAAGUAAUGGAUGUAAUCAAUUCAGCCUAGAGUUGGCAAGUAAAAUACAAGUUGAAGAGGCUUUGAAACAUGGCUUUGAAACAUGCAACUAUGGAUGGGUGAAAGAUGGAUUUGCUGUUAUUCCUCGGAUAACAUCCAACCAGAAAUGUGGUCAGGGAAAAACUGGAAUAGCACAAUGGAAUGCUGGCAAGGAUAAAAAAUUUCAUAUCUACUGCUUCAAUUCCUCAGAUGUCCGGAUUAAUUCCUGUCAACCAGACCCAGCUACAACCACACUUCCUUUAUCAACUGCAUCAAGAGACUUAGCUUCAUAUUCAGCCUCUGAUUUGACUGAGAACAUCACAGCAGUGUCUGCUGUGACUGUGACUGAGUCAGAACAAUUCCCGAGAAAGAGAUUUCGUGUGGUGUGCGUGACUGAAACACUCUCACCAACAGAGGGGCCCACCACCACCCCAGUGCCAGAGGAGCACUCGGCCACUGACUCUCCCAAGCACACUCCCCACCUGGCCUUUAAGAAUGAUGCUGUUGUUUUUGGAGGUAUCCCCACUGCACUUCUUGUACUGGCAAUCAUCUUCUUCAUUAUUUCUGUUGUUCUAGCAGUCUGUUAUAUCAAAAAGUACAAGAAAACCUUACCAUUUUUAAACAAGAAUCAGCAAAAAGAAACAGUUGUAACUACUGCUCUCAAAGAGACAAAAUCAAAUGACCAAACACCUGAGAAGGAAACACAGAAUAAUGGAAAUAAGGUAGAAGAGUGUAAAACUAAGCCUGAGCCAACAGUAAAAUGUCUAGAAGCAGAAGUUUAAAGGAAAGAAUGUACAGUUCUUGAUGGAAGUAUAAAAUAAAGCACACAGGGCUUAGUAGUGGUUUUAAACAUAAGUGAUUUGUAAAUACUUAUAUUUUCUCUACCUUUAACAUAUGAAACCUUGGUUUUUUAAUAAUUACUUCUUUGGCAACAAAUAUUCUUGCAGAAGAAUAUGAUAUCCUAUUUACUUGAAAUAAAUUCUACAAAUCCAUAUUACAGCUCAUCUUUAAUAAAGAAGCAAUUUGGAAUAUGCUAUUAACAACAUGCACUACAUUAACUAUUUGCAUGGAAUUUAGAUCAGUAUAUAAUGAAAAGGUUUUCAUAUCUUGCUGGAGGAUGUCUGCUAGCCUAAUGCCUAAAAUAAAAACUGGCACUGUAGUUCUUCCUCAUGUAAAUUAGCUUAUUUCCAUUCAGUAGUUGCAUGCUGCUUUAAAAAAUGUCUGUUUACAAACAGAAGAAACAGUUCUGUUUACAAGGGAGUGAAAACUCAAAGGAUUAACCCACUGUCAUUCAAAUGCCCAAAGAAGGGUACAAAAAUGCUGAGAUGUGUGUGUGUAUAUACACAGCAAUGAAUAACUUACUUUGAUACCUUCAUUGUAUCAGAAUUUACUGUUUUAUUUAUUGAAAUCAUUAUCAUUCUUCCGCAUGAGAUAUUUGACAGAGUGGGACAAAAAAAUCCUUGAGCAAGACUUUUACUGGAGAUCUUUUGUGUGUAUUUAAGUGUGGCUUUCAUAAUAAAGGUGAUAUGGGAUGUCUGCGGUGCUCCCUAAAAAAUAAACUGUG